Molecule: messenger RNA, 3035 nt
Organism: Gasterosteus aculeatus aculeatus (three-spined stickleback)
Lineage: Eukaryota; Metazoa; Chordata; Actinopteri; Perciformes; Gasterosteidae
Gene: parietopsin
Product: parietopsin
Biological process (GO): visual perception; G protein-coupled receptor signaling pathway
Cellular component (GO): membrane
Molecular function (GO): G protein-coupled receptor activity
Source: RefSeq, a predicted model, not a curated record
AGGCAGAACUAUUUCAUGAUUUGAAAAUUAAAUUUAAGGGCUAAUUCAUCACUCCUUAAUAACCUACUUUCUAAUCACCAUUAUUGCAGUGGGCUUAUUGGAACUAAUCCAUCCAAAUCGUGUUAGAGACCAAUUUCCCAUAUUGCAUUUGAGGAUUUUUUUCCUCCCAUCAGGCAGGUGCACAAUCUGAGUUGUUAAAAAAUAAGCAAAGCCGAGUGGUUAUAGAGGGAUCAGAAAGGAUGAGAUCGGGGAUGCCGUGUCCCGAGCUGAGCUAAGUGGCUGCAGGUUUCAGUCUUUGGCCUCGCAAUUCUUCCACCAAAGCUGGACUUCACACGGGCACCAUGGACAGCAACAGCACGCUGUGGAGCUCCGGCUCUCCUCCCCCGUCCAUCCACGGCAAGAUGCUGACUAUCACGCCCACCAUCUUCCCUCGGGUGGGCUACAGCAUACUCUCCUUCCUCAUGUUCAUCAACACGGUGUUGACAGUUUUCAACAAUGUCCUCGUCAUAACCGUGUUGGUGAGGAAUCCGUCCCUCCUCCAGCCCAUGAACGUGUUCAUCCUCAGCCUCGCCGUGUCGGACCUGAUGAUCGGCCUGUGCGGCUCCCUGGUCGUCACCAUCACCAACUACCACGGCUCCUUCUUUAUCGGCCACACAGCCUGCAUCUUUCAAGGAUUUGCAGUCAAUUAUUUCGGUCUGGUGUCACUCUGCACUUUGACCCUGCUUUCCUACGAGCGCUACAACGUGGUGUGUAGACCGAGGAAUGCCCUCAAGUUGAGCAUGAGGAGAAGCAUCCACGGGCUGCUAAUCGUCUGGACCUUCUGCUUGUUUUGGGCGGUGGCUCCCUUAUUUGGCUGGAGCGGCUAUGGACCCGAGGGAGUCCAGACCUCCUGCUCUCUGGCCUGGGAGGAGAGAUCGUGGAGCAACUACAGCUACCUAGUCCUCUACACGCUCCUCUGCUUCAUUGUACCUGUUGCAGUCAUCAUCUACUGCUACGCCAAAGUCCUCACUUCCAUGAAUACGCUGAACAGGAGUGUGGAGGUGCAGGGCGGGCGUUCCAGCCAGAAGGAGAACGAUCAUGCCGUCAGCAUGGUCCUCGCCAUGAUCAUCGCGUUCUUUUCUUGCUGGCUGCCCUACACGGCACUGUCAGUGGUAGUUGUCGUGGAUCCAACGCUCUACAUCCCUCCACUGGUUGCCACCAUGCCCAUGUACUUUGCCAAGACCAGCCCCGUCUACAACCCCAUUAUCUACUUCCUUUCCAACAAGCAGUUCCGUGAUGCCGCUCUGGAGAUGCUGUCGUGUGGCCGCUACAUCGCACACAUGCCCAACACCGUCAGCAUCAACAUGCGCUCCCUGAACAGGAGGAGCCGGCUGAGUUCCCUAAGCAGGAACGUCAACUCGCACAGCAAGGUGUUGCCUCUGUGACCGUGCUCAGCAAAAACAUAUAUUCAGUGUUUAUCAGACCUGCUCAUCUACAGGCGCAUGUCUCUCAGAGAGGUCUUCAACUGAUAGCUGACUUUGACAAAAUAGAUGGGAAGCCUUAUGAAUAACGUCUGAUUUGUUUAGAUAAGUACACUGGUACCUCUUUCAUACUGAUGUUUACAGGUGUGUACUGUAUGCAUGUGGGAAAGUAGCCCAAAAAAUGGCAUGCAUUGUUGGAAGUCAAUUACUGCUGAAGAGAGAAAGAGAGAGAGAGACUGUGAGGAAGUGAGACCUUUGACCCCUGCAUUUUUGUUGCUAAAUAAAAUGUAAUUGACUCAUUUUAUUUGUAAAAAGUUACUUCUUCCAUUCUAAAAGUCAGUUACAUGUGUAGUACUUUGGGGGAGUUGGGUAAUCUUUCCAUGUCAAUAUAUAAAUAAAUACAAACAAUGUCAACCAUUGCCAGCUCUAUAUUUAAGUUGACUUAUUAGAAGUCCGCAGCACAAAAUCAAUAAGAUUGCAGUUAAUAUAAACAUAAUUCCCCUGAAAGAAAGUUGGCGAAAAGGGGAUUUAAUCACUACAAUUAUUUAUCAGUUUCUGCGACUUUGCAAAUUAAACAAUGUGCUAUUAAUGAGAUUGCAUGGCUGUCCAAAUAUAUGCGACAGAUUAUUCUGAUUAUGACAGUUUAUUCAAUCUACUCUCCAAUACCCCCCAAAUAUAUGAGCUUGUGGUUAAGUAAGCCUGUACAAGGCACCUUGUUUAGUGGUAAACCACUCAGGCAGGAAAUACUGGAUUUUUAUUAUCCGGCCUAUUCGGUUGUCCAUUUCUCAUUUGUGUAUAUUUGUGACUGUUCAGAAAGAACUGGCAUGAUGACAAGAACUCAAGAGCCAAAAAGUCAGGAAGUGCUUGUUCAGUGACGCACGAGUCAAAACCGAUUUACCGUAAAGGAAGAUUGACAUGAAUCAUGGAAUGAACAAAAGGAAAAUUUUGAGAGAGUUUCAACGUCUGAGUGAUUUAUUCGAGCAGUACAUUUUUGAUCAAAGGGGAGUAAAUAUAGACUUAUUUUAUUCCAUUAAUAUAAGACAAUGUUCUUUUACAAGUUUAUAUGUUGGUUUUUGGUAGCCAUGAUUUGUUUCUAUUCACGUAACCAUGACUUUCACAAUAAACAUUUGCAUAAGGUCAGUGGUUCUAACAAUCAUAAUUUCACCCCAAAAACCAACAGAAAUAUGCGUCAUGUACCUGAUUUUCUCCAGAUAUCACACUUAAGACUGGAUUUCAGUUCACCAGCAUCUAAUUUAUCUUUUUGAUGGCGUUGAUGUGUCUUUCACUGAGGGCGAGCUUCUCUACCAGAGAGUCCAUAUAUGUGGAGUGUUGCAGUAAUAAUUGUCCUUAUGGAACCUUCUCUCAGCCAGUAAAACCAUUGAACUUCUCCCCACAUCGCUGCAGACAGGCAGCUCUAGGAAGAGUAGGGGGUUUAAAAGUAAACGUGCUCGCUUUCACAUAAUCACUCACAGCAUUCUCAGCUGUGAGUGCUUCUAAAGACAUUAUGUGCAAUUAUUUGAAAUAACCACAGGUUGACUCCAACCGAGCUGUAGAAACCUCCCAGAGGAAGGGAGA